Molecule: messenger RNA, 888 nt
Organism: Ostreococcus tauri
Lineage: Eukaryota; Viridiplantae; Chlorophyta; Mamiellophyceae; Mamiellales; Bathycoccaceae
Product: Protein of unknown function DUF2358
Exons: 1
Coding region: 1-888 (295 amino acids)
Cellular component (GO): chloroplast
Source: RefSeq, a predicted model, not a curated record
AUGCGCGUCCAUGUCGUCUCCCGCCUCGCCGCGCGCGCGUCCACGCGGCGUUCGAGCGAAGAAGGCGCGCGCGUCGAUCGUCAUCGUCAGCCGCGGCGUCUCGGAAUUCAUCACGAAUCGUCCUCGAUCGCGUCUCCCCGGCGCGAUGGGCGAAGGAUAACGCGAGUGCAGGCGACGGAUAAAGAGUUCCGCGCGUCCGUGGACGGAUUCCGAGAGCCGUGCGACGAAUUCGUGUGUAAAUCGUCGCCGGCGGUGGAGAACACGCUGAAGAGCGUCGUCAAGGACAUAAACGCGGCGCGUGGGACGACGAGAAGCUCGAAACCGUACGCCCCGGACGUGGAGUACGACGAUGGGGUGUUGAAAUUCAAAGGGAGCGAGAAGUACGCCAAGUAUUGCUCGUAUGUGGAGAAUAAUUUGCGACAGGUGACGACUCGGGUGACGGAGAUUUCAAUGAAGGACACGCUCGACGUCGCGACGGUGCGGUGGGAGUUGAACGGGACGAACGAUAUCGGACGGGUGGGCGUGGACAUAGAGGCGACGUAUAAGAUGAAUCUCAUCACCGGACGCGUGUUGGAACAUCGGGAGCGGUGGACGGUGAAUCCGUCGCGAACGGAGGCGCAGGCGGGCGCGCUCCUGGAGUCGACGAGAAAGGCGCACGCGCUGCCGCUCAACGCGAUGGAGCUCGCGGAUCGAGCGAGUCAAGGACUGAAGGAACUCACCAAGUCGUUCUCCUCGGGGGACGAGGGCGAGAAAAACAUUUAUGUCAAUCCGAACGAUCCAAUGAAAUUUUUCCAGCAAGAUGAUACGAGCAAAACGGAUCUCCUUCAGUUGUCUCUAGUCGCCGCGGUGAUUUACUUGCUGACCAAGGUCUUCGAAGUGCUCAAUUAG